Anoplopoma fimbria (sablefish) is the source of this 1175-nucleotide messenger RNA. RefSeq names its product transmembrane protein 230a (gene tmem230a). Gene Ontology annotation, cellular component: synaptic vesicle; endomembrane system. The coding region runs from base 98 to 463 and encodes 121 amino acids. NCBI's taxonomy places the organism in Eukaryota, Metazoa, Chordata, Actinopteri, Perciformes, Anoplopomatidae. The transcript is spliced from 4 exons. The record is from RefSeq and is a predicted model, not a curated record. Gene Ontology annotation, biological process: synaptic vesicle transport.
GGAGCUAUAUUUCCAUCAAUGAAAACAAAGCGUCGUGGCAGCGGAGAGGAGCAGUCUGACACACACAGUGUUCAUCAAACCUGGAGUGAAGCCCCUAAUGAAGGCGACCAGAGGAAGUAUGUUGGGUGCUGGAACAUCCAACAACAAGGUCAAGUAUUCAAGGCUGGCUGCGGAUGAGGACGGUUACAUAGACCUACAGUUCAAGAAAAGCCCGCCAAAGGUCCCAUACAAGGCGAUCGCACUGGCAAUAUUCCUGUUUUUGAUUGGCUCCUUACUGAUCCUCUUCGGGGCUCUUCUUCUGUCAGGAACCAUAAAGGUCGAGCAUCCGGACCGCACCAUUCCUGUCAUCAUCAUAGGGCUGCUGGUUUUCCUUCCUGGAUUUUACCAUUUGAGAAUUGCCUACUACGCCGCAAAGGGUUACCGGGGUUACUCGUACGACGACAUCCCUGAUUUUGGCGACUGACCCAAAUGGCAGCUGCUGAUCGGUGGAGAGUCCCCUCUGUUUUUGCCGCACUGUGUACCCUGAGACUGUUGCCUGCUGUUUUAUUUUGAGUUUCUGAAUGGAUGUAGCAAAUUUUUUUUUGGACAUUUGACUUUGACUUUUUUGCCAAUUUUUAUUGUUAUUCUUUUUGCCUUUAUUCGAUGCUCUGUGUAGUAUUAUCCUCCAUACAAAACAGCUUGCUGAAACUUAGAGGUUUUUAUAUACUCAACUUGCUCGACUGAAACAGGGCAGCAACUUCAUUCACGAAACGCUAAUAAAACCUUGAAUGAGUGGGGAGACAUUUUUUUUUUUUUGGAGACCACACAGAUGCCUUUAACUUACUACUGCUAGAAACUCCACGACCUGGAUGACUGAGAAGCGUUGUGUUCUUUGCACAGUUGCACAUCUCUUUCAAGCUAUAUCUUAAACAAAUAUUUAUUCAUGACUGUAGUCUAUAUGAUUUUAUGCAAAAGCUUGCAGGGGGCUGUAUUUCUGCUAAAGGCUUAUAUUUGAAGUACUAUCCAAAGAUUGUAUACUUGUCUAUUUUUGACCGGAAUGUAUUACUUUUCCGUAUGAAGUAUUGCUGUAUGUGCAUAUUCAUUUGGUUUUGAAUAUCAAAGAAAGAUGUAUUUUUACAUGCAUUGUCUUGAUUAUGAAUAAAUAAAUGAAAUAAAGAAAUAAAAGUAGAAAUCUC